Mercenaria mercenaria is the source of this 9336-nucleotide messenger RNA. Its product is annotated as probable methyltransferase-like protein 24. The coding region runs from base 5333 to 6199 and encodes 288 amino acids. The record is from RefSeq and is a predicted model, not a curated record. The transcript is spliced from 7 exons. Lineage: Eukaryota; Metazoa; Mollusca; Bivalvia; Venerida; Veneridae.
ACUUUCAACUCUUUUAUUUAACAUACGUAUGUCUGAAAUAUCAAGAACAAUAUAUAUUGGUGAAUAUUAUUUGAAACGUACUCAUUUUAUAUGUAAUGAAAAGAUGAAAUAAGAUGAAAACAGAUGUUCAAACUUGUUAUCUUUUAUGAUGGAUGUGUAGUUGGUGGAGUUGAUAAGUUUGAAAUAAUGAAAUGAAGAGUUUUCCUUUAAAUUCCGUAACAUUUAUUUUUUUCGAAUGUCAAGUUGCAUUUGAUAACUUAACCAGAAAACGCCUUCAUUUUGUGAAGAUUUUGUGAAUGCCUUCUAGGUGUUGCGGAAACCAAACGUAAUUAUUUUAACACUAAGUCUUAUUCUUUUUUUUUAAUAUCGACAUUUUGUCUCAGCGUAAUCAAGAGCAUUUCCAACUUCAUACGUUUGUCAUCAUAGGUAUAAAAAGCUUUACGCUGACAUCUAAUAAGAGUGAGACUAGCUAAGUUUCCGGUAUUUACUUUUGUAAUUUACGCUGAUUAAAGAAAUAUCUUCUACACAAAGGAUUUAUUAAAAUAUGCAUGAUUACAAGAAAAAUAAAAUUAAUGACUGGAAUGAUACAACAAAACAGGAUAACAGAUCGAUUCAUAAUUGUAAUUUACAUUUUCAAUAUUAUGAAAGCGGCUGCAAUUUUUUAUCACUAUAUCCAAGUUGUCAUAUAAAAUAGCUGUGCAAUAAAUCUGCGGCUGCAAAUUUUUAUCACUAUAACUAACAUUGCCAUAUAAAAUAAUUGUGCAAUACUAUAAAAUAUGAAAAUGUGCGGCUGCAUUUUUUAUCACUAUAACUAGCAUUGUGAUACAUGUAUAAAACAGUUGUGCAAUACUAUAAAAUAUGAAAAUUUGUGGCUGCAAUUUUUAUCAUAAUAACUAACAUUGUCGUAUAAAACAGUUGCGCAAUAUUAUAAAAUAUGAAAAUUUGCGGCUGCAAUUUUUGUCACUAUAACUAACAUUGUCGUAUAAAACAGUUGCGCAAUACUAGAUCUAUAAAAUAUGAAAAUUUGCAGCUGCAAUUCUUUUAUUGCUAUAACUAACAUUGUCAUAUAACAUAAUUUUGUGCAAUACUGUGAAAAUUUGCGGCUGCAAUUUUGCAUCAUUAUAACAGAUACUAUGUGGCAUUAUAAGUGCAACAAUAUUUUGGUGGACGCAGUCCUAUAUCUCUACUGUGAUAUCAUAAUGAAGCUUUUAACUACUUAAUAUGUUAUAAUCAGGCUUACACAACAGGAUAUAUUAUAAUAAUGCAAAAAAUAACAUGUUAUAUUAUAAAUACGAAAACUAUAAACAAACAUUUGAUAUUAUUCGCGCUAACGCAACAUGUAAUGAUAAUUAUUAUAAUCACGCAAAAAUGAAUAAUAUAGUGAUAAUUAUGCAUGCUAAAACAGCGACAUGAUUUCAUAUCCAUGCUUCAACAACAUAAUGAUAUUAUAAUUUAUUUUAUGCUAACUGACGAAAUACCGUGUUUUAUCAGUGAGAUAUAAUCCAUAUUACUCAUUGCAUAUCACUCACUGUUGCCGAUCUACUUGCACAUUGUGUAUAAAUUUUAAAUUAUUUGCAUAAAACGGGAUGAAAAUUGUAGUCGCACUUUGUUCUUUAUAGUAUAUUUCUCGAUUCAAAUUGUUUUACUUAAUGACAAUUUCAUAACGUUAUGCAGCAACAAGUAAAAUAAAAUAGAAUUUUAUGUCGUGUGCGUCUUUCUAACGUCACAACACGUCUGACGUCAUGUUUGUUGACGCGCGUCUGUUUCCCGCGCUGAGAUUAAAAUUUGUUGCAAAAUGCAUAACGUAAUUAAGCAUAAAAUAAAAGAAAAUUUGUUUGUUUUUCGUGAAUAUAGAAUAUUUUACCUCAAAGUGAGAAAAAUGUUCAUAUUUUCACUCGCGCUGCGCGCUCAGGAAAAUAUUUGUAUUUUCUCACUUCUCAGUGAGAUAUAUUCCAUAGUCACUCAAAACAAACAGGUAUCCUCUAUCAACUAUGUAUUUUACAAAAGUGGCUCCAGUUGUAAUUUUGUUCAGCAUUUUCUCUUGCUAGUUUCCUACAAGAGGUACAUUUACGGAUAUUGUGUGACUGUUAUGGGCAUUAUUUUCUCUUGUAUACAAAACAAGGCUGCUAAUAAUAAUAAGCUAGCGAGUGUUUACAGCACAAAUAAUAGGUUACUAGCGCGCUAAGAAAAUGCAGUGGGCAUGUCUCUGGCCUGGCCCUGCCCGGCUUAGACUGGCCCGAAGUGUGUAAAUUUCGAUCGGGACAUGCCAAGAGAGGUUAUAGUUUUUGAUUUUCAAAUGUUAUAAACAAUCUAAAUUCAGUGACUACAGGAGUGUGGCAAAUGAAAUAAAGAAAGAAAAAUUAAAUAAUGUAGCCAGUAACACAAAGAGCCAAAGAACAAGGCCAAUGGAUAUUUCACGCCUAACUAACAUAUGUUGUUGUUCAUGUUCUUAUACAUGAAUUAUCUAUAUAUAUUGGAAAAAUAUGUAGAAAUAUAUAUUCUUUUUUCUUGGGAAUCAGCAUACAUUUGGAGUAAAGUAUUUCUAAAUAUUUUUCCAAAUUGUUAUGUAUAUAUUUUGGAUGUGUGCGUGUGUGUGUGUGCGUGCGUGCGUGCAUUCGUGUGUGUGUUUUUAAUAUCGAAAUGAGCAGACAUAUUCUGUAACGAUGUAAUAGACAUAAUAGACAACUAUUUCUAAACGUUCUUGUUUUCGAAUUACAAAUAUCAAAAGGCUGUUUAUAGCAUUAACACGCGUUAAGUUAUUGUAUGGCUUCUGCAUUUAAUAACCACCUAGAAGUCCGUAAAUAUAAUUUUGUACAGCUUGUUAGAAUUACGUGACUGAAUAAAUAAAUAAGAAAAUUUAAUUAAUGAUAUUAAACAAUAAAUAUGCUGCAUAUUGAAAAAUGUUAACACCUGCUGUUUUGUUACUCUUUUCAAUAAGAAUAUGUACUGUCAAUUACAACUUAACAGGGUUCCUCUACUUGUUGACACAAUCAAUCAAUCUUCUAACUUUUUUUGCGUUCGCAGCGGGUGGCAUCCGUAAUACCUAUUGACACUAGUUUAACUUAUUCCAUCAAUACAGGACCAUUCUGCAGUUGUCUUCAGCAGGAACACACAAACAUUACGAGAUUCACACACAAAACGGUGUUAUAGCGAACAUUAUAAGUCGAAUCUCUAUAAGGAUACAACAUUUCAAAAUAAAAUACAAUAAUACUCAUUCGCAAAUAAUGAAAUAAAUGAACUUUUGAAUCUUAAUCGGGUGCGUAAAAACAAACAUAUCAUGCACGAACAUACACAAUUUACAACGCGCAGGUGUUAUUCAGUAGAUUUUAGAACACAGAAAAUGCAUUUAAUCUUUCGGUUUAGAUUUUAUUUAUUUAUAUAUGCAAGGACACAACUUUGUCGGGAUUUUCUUUGAUUAUAUUAUUAUCCCAUUAACGUCUAGUGUCCCAUAUUUUGGACGCUUUGGACAUCUUGUUAUUGUUCCGGGAUAUAACAUACAUUCUCUGUUAUCUCUGUAAUGUGGCUGGGCUAUCAGUCCAUUGUAUCAGGUAACACCAAUUAGAACUGAAACAGAGACAGAUUUCGGGCGUUCACAUUAUACCAAUCAAAGACGACUUUUUUCCUGAUGAAUAUGCCUCUAAAACGGUAAGUGCAUAUUUUUCACAACGAAUAUUGUAAACAAAACAUAAAAAUGUUAAUUGUUUUCUAUAUGCAAAUAUGUGUUUUUUAUGAUGCAGUACUAGAAAUUGUGAUAUCUGCUAAUUGUCUUUACAGCUUUUGUAAAUCAAUAAGACGUCCAAAACUUAGGGCUCUGGUCACUUAUAUAUACUAGUAGACAAAAUGUGAAAUAUUAGCAACUUAUUUGUAUUGUGUAAAUAUGCUUUAAUAUUACAUUUUGUACACAUUUAUGUUAACAGGUUCACUAGUUUUAAAUCUUUUGGAAGACGGUACAGAGUUUUAAGCUUUUAAGUUUUAACUACGGGUCCAGAGGAUGCUACAAAAAGUGACAAAGAAAGCGGAGACGAAGUUCUUGACGGCAGUAUGAAUAACCUAACAGGAAACCAACUACGUGGAGUUGCGAUGUUUCCCUGAGAAAUGCAACAGGUACAGCCUCAUACCUCUCUGGUAGAGAGGAUGUUGGUACUUCGUGGGAUGAGAAUGAGGAAUCUAGUUCGUCAGCAAGUUCUAGGGUACUGUUGACUAUGAUGUCCGCCUGCCUGAACAACAAACUAUCACUGAUCAAGAAAUGCCAAAUGCUCCUAGGAGAGGAAGACGCCAGCUUGCACAGCGUCGUCACUGGAUAAGGGAAGACAUUUCAGAUGCUCAGAGAGACAGGCACUCUGCUUUGAAUUAUGGACGGCUUGAUUUCUUCAAUAGAGACUGAGAGCCUUAUAAUGCUCUUUGAACUAUAAUUCGAUGAUGAAGUGUGCGCAUUGAUCAAAAAGCAAAGCACAAAUUAUGCCAGACCUCAAGGGAAUCACACGUUUCAGAUCUCUAUUGAAGAAGUUCGACUUCUCCUUGCUAUGCUCCUAGGGAUAUGCCAGUCUUCACAGACGUAUGUUGCAUUAGGAACAGCAGGUUGAUACUAGAAAUGAGGCAAUAUGUAAUGCUAUGUAAAGAAAACAAUUUGAAGAAAUACUGAAAUAUCUUCAUGACAGCGACAACAAUCAACUAAACUCAAAUGAUAAAAUGAGCAAGAUUAGAUAAUUGCAGUUUUCUCCAAGAGAGCAAGACAUUUUAAUCGAUGAAGCAAUGAUUCCUUACACUUCGGCAAACAAAGUUCUAAGCAAUUCAUACGCAGGAAACCUAGCAGAUGUUGAUUUAAGUUGUUGUGCCUUACAACAAGAUUAGAUUAACUCGUUCAGUUUGAGCUCUAUCAAGGUGCAGGUGCUGGCCAGCAUGAGCUGGAAAUGGGUGCUGAUGUUAUUCCGGAUCUAAUCUCAGAGAUUCCAUAUUGGUUGUACUUCGACAAUUUGUUCACAAGCGUGAAGUUAUUGGACAAACUUACUGAAAUGGGAAUUGGAAUGACAGGAACAAUGCGCGCAAAUCGACUCGAAAAGUGUCCUUUGGCCCCUGAAAAGCAGAUGUUGAGAAUGUUUACAUAAAGAUGAACGGAUGUAACCUAAAUUCUAACACGACCAGCGAAAAACCUACAUAUAUGGAGAACAAUAUCUAUCUCGGGUUAUUCUACAAUAAACCACCCGUGUACUGUGCUGCGCGCGCAUCGUGUUUUGGCCAUUCCAUUUAUACACUGCGUGUAAAGUUUUAUGAAUGAAUCUGCAACUUUAACAGCUUCGUGGGAGGAAAUUUCAACAGCCAAAUCCAGCAGCUGAUGACUGACCAGUAUGAAGCGAAACCGGAAGUAGUGAGAGUAAAUGCAACAUUUUGCAACCCAAGUGAGCAUGAUGAAUUAUCCGAUAUCAACGUGAUUGAUAAAAUGGAUACCGAAGCUUUGUAUCUUACAUUUUCUAGAUACAUCUUAACUAAACAGAUAAAAUGUUGUAACGUUAGCAGAGCGGGACCUGGGAAUACGUUUGGAAAGAACAUUUGUUUGGAUUACUUUAACAAAAUGCAAAAUAGAUGCCUUGUAUAUUCCUUUGGCUCUCAGUUUAAAUUUGAUUUUGAAAAUGCCAUUUCGAAAUCCUACAGAUGCGAAAUACAUACCUUUGAUCCCAGCCUUUCAACAGAAGGUGUUCAUAUACCUAGUGGGGUAAACUUUCAUUUAAUAGGACUUUCCAACACAGAUACAAUAUUUUCUGCGCCUGUCGGUUUCAGAGGUGAAAAGAAAUGGAGAAUGCAGUCUCUGUUGUCAAUUCGAAAAUCCCUUAAACACACGAAGAGAUUUAUUGAUGUUCUGAAGAUCGACAUUGAAGGUUGGGAGUGGAAAGCUUUACCAGAAAUUUUACAGUCAGGCGUAUUAAACUAUGUGAAACAGUUGUGUUUAGAAGUACAUUUUGGUUAUGAUAUCCAGAUAAUUUGGAACGGUAACCGGGCAGUAGGUUACAGACAUUUAAACACGACGUGGGGCAAUGUUGCAAUUCAAAAUCAGCUCCAGACUUUAAAAAGAUUAUAUGAUCAUGGUUUCAGAAUAUUUAUGUCCGAUCCAAUAAAACAAUGGGCAACUUAUCAUUUAAAACAGACAAAAAAGUCUAUCGAUACUUUGGUAGAGAUAUCUUUAGUGAAUAUAUAUAAUCAAUGACUACGUCAUUGCCCAUUUCUUGUCCGUUCAUAUGUUCAUGUGUUGUGACUGUUGUUUUUGUGUUCUCUUCUUACCAUUGUAUUGACAUUUCCCACCACCUUAUAAUUGUUUUUACCCCAAUUUUAUCUUAAUUUUACCCCACCUUGACAUUGAGUUCACCCUCUUUAUCUAAAUUUUACUGAUUCUACACUCAACCCAACUAUAUUAUUGACUUGUCUCUCGCCCAACGUUUAUGUUGACUUUAUCACCACUUUUGUAUGAACUUUACUCUAAUGUUUUUUUAAUAUUAUCCUCACUUUGCACAUUACUGAUUUCUUAUGUAAGUGUUCAUUGGGUAUAUAAGCUCAUUCUAAUCUCAGUGCCAAUUUGACAUGAAUUUCCUGAGUUGUGUUCUUCUUUUUUAAUGUAAAGCGCUAUUUUUAAUAAUGUAAAGCGCCAUUUUUCAUAAUGUAAAGCGCCAUUUUUCAACAGAAUUUGAGUUAUGUAUUAUGUUAUUAUGAUGGGCAGUAUUCCUGAAUUCUGUACCAGUAUUUACUCGUUCUCUGCAAGUUACUGCAACAGGAUGUAGGGAUAGAUGACGAAAGAUUUUAGGCACAGAGUCUUUUAUCAAAUUGUCCCAGACAACAAACGCCACGCCUCGGGAUCUUACAUAGGACCUAGCAGUCCGUAGAUACAUGCUCUGCCCGUUGAGGUACGAGGAUAGGAUUUGGUUGCUUGUGCGAUUUUUAAUGUUUUCAUGGAUUCUUCUUUGAUGUCAUUCUGAUAUUUAACUACCUGUAGUAAUUAUGUUUCUAAAUAUCUUAAUUAUAUUCAGAAAUAGAUAUAUGAGCCGUGCCAUGGGAAAAACCAACAUAGUGGCUUUGCGAGCAGCAGGGAUCCAGAGACCAGCCUGCGCAUCCGCGCAGUCUGGUCAGGAUCCAUGCAGUUCGCUUUCAAAGCCUAUUGCAAUUAGAGAAACUGUUAGCGAACGGCAAGGAUCCUGACCAGACUGCGUGGAUGCGCAGGCUGGUCUGGAUCCAUGCUGGUCGAAAAGCCACUAUGUUGGUUUUCCCAUGACACGGCUCAUAUCUGUAAAUCAAACAUAACAACAGCGUUUUAAGUAUGAAACAUGAAACAGAUUGUGCUACUUCAUUUUGGUUAUAUUUUUACAGAUUACAAGAACCUAUUUUCUAUUUUAUUGUCAAACAGAUAAAAACAUACCAGAGUCUGAUCUUUACAACAGCAUACAAGAGUCUGACCUUUACAACAAUAAUUACAGAUGAUUAAACUUAAUAAUUAUAAAUAUAUAAUUGCAUUGAUAUUUACAGAUAAUUAAAUAUAGUUAUUAUACAUUGUAUAAUUGCACUGAACUCUGUUUAAGGUCAAUGACAUUCGCAACAAAAAUCUAUCUUAUUAAGUAUUAAUUUGAUGUCCUAUGAAGUAGAAAUAUGAAACUAAUUGAAUAAUGAAUAUUUAGUAGGUUCAAUAUUGACCAUGAUUUGUAAAAAUGGUUAAUACUAUAAUAAAGCGCAAUGAUAACCAAAUGUAACUUUGGUUCCUUUCAGUUGGAUUCCUCUGACUUUUUUGUUAUUAUCUUUGUUGCUGUUGAUCAAAAUAAAUAUGCUAUUUACGUGUAGGUUUCUAAAUAAAAAUGAUUAAUGAAACCUAACUUCUGCACAGAGUCACUAAAAGAAAAUAUGUGCUUAAUUAUUUUCCAAUCCAAUGAAAGUUGACGCAUAUAUUUCUUAUGAAAGUUACAAAGAUGUCAACGAUAAAAACAGAGGAAUGACCAAAUUACUACUUUGACAUAAUCAGGGGAAGUAACUGACUAAUGUUCGCAUAUACGUUUUUUGUGGUUAUCAAGAAUAACAAAAUUAUCAGAUAUGGCCUAUUCGUAAUGUAUCAAAAUUCGUUGUUAUCAGUACAGGAAAUAUUUUUUUCUUACGAUGGCAAUAUGGAAGUCGGAGAGAAAUUCGUCUCAGAGUUCUGCCUUCAUAUAGGAUCAACUAGUUUCUAAAAAAGAAAAGAUACGGUAAUCUUCCAAAUCAGUCAGUAAAAAUGAAACACAGUGAACACUGUAUAUGCGAUCACCUGUAUUAAGCGACUUUUUUAUUAAGUGACUGCGUUAAAUCCCUCCCAAACGUUUUUUAUUAUGUAUUUACAUUACAUUGAACGAAUGUUUCAUUACGCGACCACCGGCAACAUAAAAUCUGCCCCAGAACUUAAAAUUCACUGGAAAAGUAUAUAUUAAAUGACUGUGUACGAUACUUUUCACAACCUUCUCGUUGCAAAUGUUUACAAUAAGCCUUUACAACAGUCAAGCAAACAAACAAAUGCUUGUCAGUUGACUGCAAAAUGUGUUUGGUAUGUUCAACCAAAUCUUGAACGAUAGCUGUUACAGUUUCAAACUUGAUGCGCAUGGUAUAUCAAAAUAUUUCUUGUUUUUUUUUCCCUUUUUUUUCUAAUUAAGAGACCGUUCUAUUAAGAGGCCAAUUUUUGGUCGUCUCUUUAGUGGUCUCUUAAUUCAAUGUCGGAAAUUAAACAUUUGAAUAUUUCUAGCAAGACUGAGACACCCCCGUUUUUCUGAUGUAUCACUUUUAGCGAAUGAAUUAAAUGGGGGCAGUCUUUACUGGAACUAUGUAAGGUUUUUUUAAGCGAUCAAUAAUCUUGUAACUAGAUACUUUCUCAACAUCAUUGACGAAGUGGUUGAAAGUCAUCGACCUUAACCACUCGGCAACGAAAGUCCCCUCGACAUGAUCUAGCCGAGGAUAAAUACAGAAUGAAGAACUUUGAAUGAUUUGAAUUUUAAUAUACAGGAAGAAAACUACCCAAAUCAAAGUCAUAAGACAAAUAGAUAUACACUAAACAUAAAACGUAGACAAACACACGAGGCAAAAUUAAACGAAGUCUACGUCAUUUUGAAAAGAGUAAAAAAGUUAAGUUUUCAAUACAGUUUAUGGACCAGACGUUACAUGAACCUUAAGUGUAUGACACAUUUUCGUUCCAAAAUUCAUAUUACGUGUUUUAAGAAUAUAGUAUUGCAGGUUUUGUAUUCGAUUUCAUUUUUUUUCUUUUUUGAACAUUCUAGGAAAAUGUGAUGUUUUCAGCUUGAGCAUUUUUUACAAUAUUAUGAUCUUUAUUUACAAAUCUACAUCAUU